Molecule: messenger RNA, 3076 nt
Organism: Micropterus dolomieu (smallmouth bass)
Lineage: Eukaryota; Metazoa; Chordata; Actinopteri; Centrarchiformes; Centrarchidae
Product: CD209 antigen-like protein E
Exons: 6
Coding region: 130-1026 (298 amino acids)
Source: RefSeq, a predicted model, not a curated record
CUGAAACAGGGAGAGGGAGAUGUGAGUGGCCCCAGCGCUUCAACAGGAGUUUAUUGCUCCCUUUCACUGUCCACUGAAACUUUCUCAACUUUUAAUUUCAAGCCUUCAUAUUUUUCUUCCACCGCUGAAAUGACGACCACCGGGAACUCCCUGGCCGGGGAGGGGAUGUAUUCCCAACUCAUAGAGGACGAGGGCUCAUAUGACGAGUUCAACAGCAGGCCAGAUGUUGGACUUGGCGCUCACCCAGUGUCCCCAGUCAGAAUGAUCCCCAGGCCGAGUGGCCCCGGGCCCUACCGCUUCGCCAUCAUCUGCCUGGCAGUACUUUGUGCCAUCCUGCUGAUCUCCAUCAUAGCCGUCACUGCACACUAUAAGAGCAAGCCUCAGGGUGGUGGUGAAACGGCCUCGGAGAUACAUAAGCAGACGCAGGACGCAAAUGUGUCGGCUCUGACCUCUUCCAUCAGCAAGCUGCAGCAGGAGAAAAUCCAGCUGCAGAAAGAGAAAGACGAGCUGAAAGCCAAACUGGCCGCCGCCAUGAUCACUAAAGCUCCUGAGGUGAUAAAACCAACGAUGAAUGUGGAGCCCGCACAAAUAGUCUGCCCCACGGACUGGCAUCUCUUCAGCAACAGCUGUUACUUCAUCUCAAGAAACACGAGGGAUUGGCCUGAUAGCCAGUCGUUCUGCCAGAAACAAGGAGCUCACCUGGCCAUCAUUCACACGCCCGAGGAGCAGACGUUUCUGUGGAAUCUUCUACCCAGAGGCCACUGGAACGCCUACUGGUUUGGAAUCACUGAUGAGCACACAGAGGAUCAGUGGAAAUGGGUGGACGGCACCCCGCUGGUCGGAGGUUUUUGGGAGGUCGGCGAGCCCAACAACCACAUUGACGAGGAUUGUGGCUACAUUGUGAAAACACGUGUGUUAGAGAGAGUGGCGAUCCGAAGCUGGUACGACGCCCCCUGCAGCAUGUACUGGCCCUUCAUCUGUGAGAAAGAGAUGGGUGCAGGUGCCAGCAACGCUGCACCCCACUGAGAAACAUCUUUUACAGAGGGAACAUGAGAGACACCUUUUCCUGAAAUGAAUAUAUGGUAUUUUGGACUUUCCAUUUUUUCAUUCAUAACAAAAGCAUGGACAGUCCGCUUUGUCCAGAACACUAGAUACACGCCUGGUUAAAAGUGUAUUAAAAUGGAUUAAUAAGUUUACAAUAGUACAGAGGAAACUAAAGCUAGCUGUACUCUGCAGCAGUAAUCAUACAUUUAUUUUUAUGAAUUCUUUAUACUGCUUUAUACCUUUGCUUCCUUAUGCAACUGACUAUGUAACGAAUAUCAGCAUUUAAAGAAACUUUUUUGAUUAUACUUAUAGAUUAUACUAUUUAUACUUUAUUUCUUUUAGGCAUCUAAUAAUAAAAAUAGGAAUAUUACAUUAACACAAGAUAAAAUAAAAGGUGAAAAAGUCCAGUUAUGAUUAAAAAUUGUCAAUUAAUUUAAUCAUUACUAAAUUUAAACAGGUUACACCAAACAAACUAGUUCUUACAUACAGAUUAGUUGUUACUAAAUAUUAACACCCAGUUACAGCCAGGUUUGACUGCUACGUAGCUGAGCUAUGUACAAACCUAAUAGAAUCACUUUCAUUGGCCAGGAGAGUGUACACAAAUAUGAGGAGUUUGACACGGCUUUUCCAUUGCUCGCAAUGUACAUGGACAGAACAAGCAUAAACAAACAGGACAACAAUCUCAACAAAAACAGACACAAACUACCAUGUGCAGAUAAACACAUUUAUACAUUUAUAGACAGCAACACAAUAGUGCAAUGCAGAGUGCAAAGGAUGCUGGACAUAAGGUAUUUUUAUGAACAUAAUUGGUAGCUAACGUAGGACACGUUAAGAUAUAUAUAUAUAUAUAGAAAUUAUUUUCUGACCAGACAAUGGAUCAAAAGGCUUUUUUAAAUCAUACUUUACAAACAUAAUACACAAAUUACAAAGUGUAAUGCUUACAUCAGACUUAACGACUAAAUAGCAUCAUUUAGUUUAGCAUAAUCUGAUAUUUCCCACACAGUAACACCCAUUUAUCCAUGUAUCGUAAAACUUCAAUUAAUAGCCUGGGCUUUUAUUUGCUCAAAUCAUUAAUCUCACCCUGCCUGUAUUUGGGACAGCCAUCUUAUAUGGGACAGGACUUUAAUUCCGUUACCAUGCCAGUAAAUUAAUAAAUGAACAAUACUUUGGUGCUCACUGUUUCCGUAAAAUUAACAAAACAGUUGAACUGUGGAGAAUCUAACCAAUGUACAAUGUGUAGCAUGUCCAUCUUGACAUAUGUUUAAACAUUUAUAUUGGUAUGCCUUGCACAAUCUAAGCAGCUUAGAACUAGCUCAAGCGAUCGACCCGGUGGGCUUGGAGAGGUUUUGUACAUCCAAGAACUGUAAAAAACAGGCGUCUAAUUGGGAUGUUUUACAGUAUGCAUAUAUAAGUAAAAUAAUAAUAAUAAUACCUGCAUUUACAGUGGAUUGGCUGUUAACUUUAAUUUAUCUCUGUUAUUGGUGGAAGAUUCUACGCUGCUAUUCUGUUUAGUUACGUUAGUAGUUAGUUAGUUAGUACGUAUUUUAAUGCUUUUGAUUGAACUGCACUUAUCUAUGCAGCUGAUUUACAUGUAACUUGAGUCUUUACUAGCUAAGAUACUGCUAACGUUUUACUAGCGCAACCUCAUGUAGUAAGUUGCACUGCAAUAGUUUCUAUAGUAAUAGUUUCAGGUUGCACUACAGGUUACUAAGAACUCAGGCGCUACAGUGUCUCAGUGCCUGUCUGUUAAACUGAGCUUUUUAGCACUCAAUAGUGUUUAUAUCAGAUAUAUGUAAACUGUACAUAAAUCAAGUGUCAUGAUGUUAAUAAUGUGUGAGUAUGACUGAUGUGUUAGUGAUGUCACCACUUCAGAAAAUGAUCAAUUUGAUGUUUCUAAAGAUGUCAAAGUUUUUAUGUUUUUUAAGCUACUCAGUUGAUUCUUUUGAAAUGUCACAUAAAUCAAAUAUUUGAAAUUAUGCAUAAAUGUGUCCUGUAGAUCUUGUAAAUAAAUAAUAAUGGUAAUUGUUUUGUA